UGGAACUCCACAGCCCCUGAAAAGGGAAGGAAGAGGGAUGAUUCUGCUGCUGCUUUUUGGGCCACUUUCUUGUCAAUUUUCCUUCCUUUCUUUCCCGUACAGAGGGGGAAGUGGCUAGGAGUGGAGAGCGGGUAUGUUUCAGGGGACAGAGCUUCUCUUCUGAACCCCUAGGCAGAUUCAGCAGGGCAGACUCCAGACUGUUGCCUUUUCUCCACCCAGAAAUCAAUUUUGCAUUUUUUGUUGAUUUCCUUGUUGUAGGCUUUGGCAAAUCCAAAUGAUUUCCAAACAUUUUAUUUCUUUUGCUGCUGUGGCUGCUGCUACUGCUGCUGGGGGUUAGAGCAAGGGAUUAAUGAUUUGCUUCUCUUUCAAUGUGUAAUUCAGGGAUAGGGAGAAGGUCAGGCCUGGUCACCUGACAUUGUGAAUCCCGUCAAUUCUGGCCACUCUGGAGGGGGUUUGUUGUAUUUUCCUCCUGCCCCGCUCCCUGCCCUGUCUUUUCUUUAGCCUUCUCCUCUUUCCCUAGCACUCUGUUUUGCUCACACACAAUCCCCACCAUGAAUUCACAAGCAGCUUCAGGACACAUCUGGCUGAUUUUCUUUUUCUUUACCAGCCCAGCAAAAGGGAACUUAGAGACACCAUCUUUCCAGCCUGGAAUCCUCUAUCAAUACCGCUACUCACUGGAGCUGCAGCUAGAUUAUGUCUCAAGGUUGUCCUUGCAAGGAAGUUGGAUGCAGGCUGAAGCUUUGGUUCAGGUGCACCUGCUCUGGAGAAAUCAUGCAGGGGAGCAGCUUCUCCAGAUCCAGAUCCAAGACCUAAAAGUCUACCAUGAUUCAAAACACGAGAAGAUUCAGAAUGUUACCAGAGACCCAUCCACCGAGGUUGUGCUGGGCAAAGAGGACACCGCAGAGCUUCAGCUGCCAGUUUUCCUCCACUGGAAUAAUGGGAAGGUAGAAGGCAUCUAUGGAGAUAGCGGAGGAAGGCCCCAGACCUUGAAUCUGAAACGGGGCCUCAUCAGUCUCCUCCAAUUCCAGCUACAUUCUGGGACAGCAACUGAGGAGGAUGUUUCUGGGAGCUGUCAAGUCACAUAUGUUGUUUACAAGGAUUCCAUUGUAAAGACAAAAGAUCUGCAAAGCUGUACAAGGCCAAAGUUUGGAUUCACCUCCGUUAACAAAAUUUUUGGAGUUCUGUGGCAACCCACCAGCAAAAGCUUUUACUCUGUACAAGGAAGUCUCAUCCAGUCAGUGCUGUCGGAGGAAAGCCACGUGGUCUCUCCAACCUUGAAAUCCUCCAUUGGCACCAAGAUCACGUCAAGACAGCAGCUUAAACUUGUGUCUUCUUCAAUGCCUGGCCCUGCAGAGACUCCUGGAGAAAGCCUUCAGGAAGCUCUGGCUGGCAUACUGGAAAAGCACCAGCCUAUAAGCACAGUUAGCGAACUCUUCAAGAGGACCUGCAUGCAGUGCCCAUCACUCAAAACAUAUCUGAGGACUCUUGGUAACAGGAGAGUCAAAAUGGAUGUCUCCAAGGUGUCGACAACCUGGCAAUUCCACAGGUUCAUCCAGAUGCUGCGUGGUGCCAAGAAGAGGGAUGUCCUCCAGCUGCUGAGGAAAGCUCCGGAGAAGAUAGUUACCUUCUUCAUUGAUGCUGCAGUUGCUGCCCAGUCAACAGCUUCCUUGGCAGCUCUCUCUGAAUUUUUGGAUUUUAGCAACAAAGGGCAAGUGCCCCUGCUAGAGCAGUUUCUCUAUGCUGCAGCCUUCUCUCCUCGGCCCUCAAAAGAACUUCUGCGCCUGGUGCUAGACAAGCUGAAUGGAAAGGAGUUAGACCCUGCCAUCUGGGAAACAGGGAUAAUUGUCAUUGGCUCUCUAGUUGGCAAACUGUGCCGGAUGAAGCUGUGUGGAUUGCAGAAUGCCCUGCUCCCAGAAACCAUUCCUACCCUCCUGCAUUAUGCAGAGGAAGGGUCUGCAGGGGUCUCAGGUACAGCAGUAUCUGCCCUACAAAGGUUCUCCUCUCAGCAUAUCACUGGUGAGGUGAAAAAGGCAAUGAGGAGGAUUUUCCAUCAGAAAAGCAGAAACUAUGAAAAAACCUCUCGACUGGCUGCUGCUGAAAUUCUGUUGGACAAUGAGCCUUUGCCCAUGGACCUCACCAAUAUCCUGCUGGCCACCAAAGAGCUGGAAGCAGAAAUGUCAAAAUUUUUACUUUCGAAAAUCCAGACUAGUUUACAUUCUCACCAUCACCCAGCCAGGAAAGCAAUGAAAGAAAUUCUGAAAGAUCCACAGAUCAAUAAUUACAACUACCUCUCCAAAGCUGGCAGUUCCUCUUCUUUCUCAGGACCCUUGGCAGUCACUGAUGACAUGCUGUCCACUUUCAGUCUGGAGCUGCUAUUCACUGAGAGUGGUCUCCUGAGGAAGAGUGUCUCAGGUUUCAUGCUGCGAAGCCAUGGCCACCAACUUCAGGCAGCUCAGGUCUCUGUUGAAGCCCAGGGGUUGGAAUCUGUGCUGGGAGAGAGUAACCCUGAAGGAGAAGAGGAGCAGGAGCUCAUGGCUGGGAUGUCUGCCAUUUUCUUUGACGUCCAGUUACGGCCAAUUGUUUUCUUCCAAGGAUAUACGGAUUUAAUGGCCAAGGUCCUCUUAAGCAGCGGAGAGCCAACCAGUGUGGUCAAAGGGACUGUCCUGCUGAUGGAUCAUGAACAGGCAAUUCCACUUCAGUCUGGACUGCAAACAAUGGUUAAACUUCAGGGGGCACUUGGGUUAGAUAUUUCAGCCAACAUUGAUAUGAAUUUAUGGGAGCAAGAAUCAAGAACCAGCAUCAAAACAAGGGGUGGACUGGCCAUUGAUUUCACAGCAGAAAUUGAUGCCCCUUUCUUUCAAGCCAGCGUGAAAAGCCAGACAGAGGCAGAAGCCUCAAUCAAUUUUGAUACAGCAGUGAGAUUUUCUGGGAAUCCUGUGCUCAUGUGUCUGCAGCUAAGGGAGGAGCAGCUCCCUUACAGAGAAAUCUUUACAAUCUCCGAAUCUUCACCGAACCAAAGCAUCACUGUUCGCAAGGGGAGACGGGGCACUAUUGCUGGACGCGAGCUUUCCUUGCACAGGGCCAACUCCGAGAUGUGCAAGAUCCUGUUGACGGAGGCAAAGGAGCAGUAGAGGAAUCAAUGUGUCCUGGGUCUGGAUUUAUCAUUCCUCCCUUUUCCUUGGUCCCAAAUUCUCAGUGAGCUGCAUCCAUGAGCCAGGCCCAGGACUGAUGUGGGCAGCCCAGAGCCCUUUCUAGCUCCCACAAGAGUCUGCUUUUUACUGACUGUAAUAAAAACAAGUGUCCCUAUUGCAAGAGAACAUGUUGAAAUCAGGGUGCCAAAUGUGGUUGGGACAUGAAUCCCUAAAGUCCAUCAAAGCAAGUCCCUUGUAAAGGGCCAGCUCUGGGAUGUGCAAGAUCCUGUUGGCACAGUCAAAGGAACAGCAGAAUUAACAUGUUCUGGGUCUGGCCUUGAGAAUCCUUAAGACACCAAGAAAGGAGAGAGGUAGAAUUUUCAUAAUCAUGUACCCUUCCCUAUGAUGGUCAUUCUCCAUAUGGUAUGGUCCCUUAGAAGCAAAACUGGGCCACGAUCAACCUCACAGCUAAGACCCCUUGCUUUGAGAGUCACAAGGUGACUUUCAGGCAGUCUUAAGAAAGUGUUCUGAGAGCGGAUACCCAGAAUGGCAUGUUAAUCACACAUUUCUCCCCACUCAUCUGAGUAACCACCGGGGGUGAAAGGGAGCCGGUAUGGGACAGCGCUUUAAUGUCCCUGACCCUUUUGCCUCCCCUGUCGGGGGCGGCCACCAACGGGGGGGGGGAGAGGGGCGCAGCAACAUUAAAGCACUUCUGCGGCAAAGGACCCUGCAGCACUUUAACAUCCCUGCCCCUUUUGCCCUCCCCCCCCAGCCAUUGAUGGGCAUGGGGGCAAAGGGAGCAGCUGCCCUGGGGCCGGCAAUUUAAAAGGGCCCAGGGCUCCGGACACUGCUGCCCUACUGUAGCAGCGGUGUCCAGAGCUCUGGAGCCCCAGGCAGCCCCCCAGCCCUGCCCCUUCCACCUGAGGCCCCGCCCCUUCCGGGGGCCAGAGCCACACCACCCCUCCCCCGUACCGGUAACUGUCCUCAGUUACUUUCACCCCUGGUAACCACAAUCAAGUGAGCUCUCCCAGAGCGUCUGGACAGAACUUCCCAGGGCUGAGGAAGUGAAUGGAAUCCAGUGUUGCAUGAUUUGGUGACUGUGAUAGUGUGCCAUGCAUGUGGAAAGGGUGGCUUGAUUUUUUGGGGGUACUUGAUUUUUGAAAAAAAAGCAGUGAGACAAAAAAAGCUGCAUAAUCUGUCAGCAAUUAUGUUCCUUCCUUUUGGUAUAAUUAGAAGUGUUUGUAUCUGAAUAGGAGUUCAUCUCAGUUCCCUCACAACUUGAACUUCUUCUGCUUGAUCCUCCAGUGAGUUCAUGCUCUGUUGCCAGGGAAAUGACUGAUGUCAGAAAUCCAGAAAGAGAAGAUGACGCUGGAAGUGGCUAAUCCUUUGUUUAAAUAGGGCAAAUUCACCUCUAGCAUAACUUCUAAUUUUAGGGGUUAGAUGGAUGAAUUUGACCCACACAAUUUUCAGUAUUAGAAAGAAAAAUUAAACACAUUAUGGAAAACUAAUGUGAAGGUAAAUAGGGUUGUGCUUAAGUAGGGUGUGUAUAUAUGACAAUUUUUCCCUUGGAAUGGAAGUCCACUAGGGAUAUUACUUCUUAUUUCACCAAUACAACACGAGUGGAACAGUGGAACCACUACUGGGGCAGAAUGUCCAGUUCUGGUGUUCACGCUUUAAAACAGAUGUUGAAAAAUUAGAGAGAAUUCAAAGAAGAGCGACAAGAACGAUUUGAGAUCUGGAAAAUCUGCCUUACAAUGAACAACUGAAGGCACCCAGUCUAUUUAGCUUGUAAAAGACCAGCUUACAACAUGAUUUGGUCAUGGCCUAUACAUACACAGGGAAAAGAUAAUCAAAUAGGUGAAGGAUCUUGAAUUUAGGAGACAACAGCAUAACACGAUCCAAAGGCUGCAACUGAAGUUAGCAAAGUUCAAACUGGAAAUGAGACACGGUUUUUAAUAGUAAGAGGCUUUAAACAUUAGAACAUUAGAUUACUAAAGUAUUUGUUAAAUCUCCAUCACUUGCAUGUUUUUCUAAAAGAUAUGCUCUAGUUUUACUGGGUUAAAAGUAGGUAUCACAAGGUGAAAUUCCCUUGCCUGUGUUACCCAGGAGGUCAGAUUAGAUGAUUAUAAUGGUCCCUUCUGGCUUUGAAAUCUAUGAAUCUAUGAAAUGGAGAGUUUGGUCAAGGUUAAUACAACAAAGACAUUUCAUAUAGUUCUCUCUCUUUUUAUUAUUCAACAAAAAUUGAACAGAGCAGUGUGGGGGUGUCUUUCCCAGUAUCCCACUCUCCUCCCAGUCUUGUCAGAAGAUAGCAGAUAUAUAUAUAUAUUUUUGAGAUUCAUGUCCUAGUGGAUAGUUACCUAUGGUGCUCCUCCUUCUAGGUCAGGGGUAGGCAACCUAUGACAUGCAUGCCAAAGGCAGCACGCGAGCUGAUUUUCAGUGGCACUCACGCUGCCCAGGUCCUGGCCACCGGUCUGGGGCCUCUGCAUUUUAAU
Messenger RNA from Mauremys reevesii (Reeves's turtle), 5623 nucleotides. RefSeq names its product microsomal triglyceride transfer protein-like. Gene Ontology annotation, molecular function: lipid binding. Bases 552 to 3131 code for a protein of 859 amino acids. Lineage: Eukaryota; Metazoa; Chordata; Testudines; Geoemydidae. Gene Ontology annotation, biological process: lipid transport; lipoprotein metabolic process. Gene Ontology annotation, cellular component: Golgi apparatus; endoplasmic reticulum; basolateral plasma membrane. The transcript has 18 exons. The record is from RefSeq and is a predicted model, not a curated record.